Molecule: messenger RNA, 1473 nt
Organism: Sclerotinia borealis F-4128
Lineage: Eukaryota; Fungi; Ascomycota; Leotiomycetes; Helotiales; Sclerotiniaceae
Source: the annotation of a GenBank genome assembly
AUGGCUGCCGGUAUUGACAGCGGACCUAUCGUACGGGUUGGACCAAAUCGACUGGCUUUUAACAGUACCACCUCCCUUCAAGAUAUUUACGGCCCCGCAGCCAACACUCAAAAGUCCGAUGUUUACACCAUAUAUCAAUACUGGUUUAAAGUCCCAUCUAUCGUCACUACCAUUGACAAGAAUGCACAUGCAUUCAAAAGACGUCUCAUGGUAAAAGCGCUAAGUUCACAGGCUGUUCAAGGGUUACAAGAUGUAAUAUAUCACAAUAGUGAACGAUUCUCCAACUAUCUACGAAGAGGUAAAGUUGAGAAAGUACCUGCAGGUGAAUGGACGCUAGCACAUGAUAUUUCGAAAGCCACAACGUAUUUACAGGCUGAUAUGAUGGGGGAUGUGACAUUUAGUCGCAAUUGGGGAAUGUUAACUGAUGAAAGAAAUCAUCAUAUUCCAGUCAUCGUGUCGGAAGGGGCACUCGCAAUGAACACGCUCGGACACAUGCGUAGUAUUGAAAGACUUGGUCUGCAAAAAUUGAUCCCUCCAUUUCUCCUCCGCGGUAUGAAGGAAUUCUUCGCUCUGAGUAAAUCUCAAUCCGACUGGCGUAUGCAUCAAGGGCCGAAUUUCCCUCGCCAAGAUCUAUUUGCUACACUUCUCGAAGCACAGGAUCAAGAGACUGGACAGAAACUAGCCCAAGAACAAUUGAUCUCUGAAGCCGGUCUUCUCAUUAUUGCUGGCAUGGACACAACUGCAACAGCACUAUCUGCAACAAUAUUCUAUCUUCUUCAUUACCCACUAAUAUUUGAGGUACUGAAGAGGGAAAUUAGGGGCAUGUGGAAAGAAGUAGAGGAAAUCAGGGUGGGCAAGCAGUUGAAUGAAUUUAGAUAUCUCACGGCAUGUAUAGAUGAGGCGUUACGACUUUCUCCUCCAGUACCAGGAAAUAUACCCCGGGAGGUAUUGAAUGGCGGGGCUACAAUCGAUGGUCAAUAUGUUCCAGCUGGAAUUACUGUUGGGGUCUCUGCAUAUAGUAUUCAUCACCAAGAGAGAUAUUUUGAUAAUCCAUUCAUAUAUCAGCCGGAGCGCUGGCUAGAAGACGGAGGUUACAACGAUGAAGACAAGGAAGAUACUAAUAGCAUUAAAAGGUUUGAUCAAGCGGCAUUCACACCAUUUGGAUUCGGAAGAACAAGUUGCAUUGGGAAAUAUUUGGCAUAUCAAGAAAUGAAGGUAGUAUUGGCAAGAUUGAUUUGGGCAUUCGAUAUGAGGUUGAGUAUGCAAAAGGGAGUGGGGCUGGGAGAGGGAAGAAAGGGAAUGGGAAGAGGGAGGGAGAGGAAAGAGGAGUUUCAAAUUUGGGAUCAAUUUGUUAGUUGGCACGAGGGUCCUAUGGUAGAGUUUAGGUUGAGGAGUGAGAGUGAGAGUGAGGGUGAGGGUGAGAGUGAGGGUGAGGGUGAGGGUGAGAGCGAGAUCAACAAAGAGGGGUUGUGA